Messenger RNA from Aptenodytes forsteri (emperor penguin), 2932 nucleotides. RefSeq names its product G protein-coupled receptor 1 (gene CMKLR2). The record is from RefSeq and is a predicted model, not a curated record. The coding region runs from base 160 to 1209 and encodes 349 amino acids. NCBI's taxonomy places the organism in Eukaryota, Metazoa, Chordata, Aves, Sphenisciformes, Spheniscidae. Gene Ontology annotation, cellular component: plasma membrane. The transcript is spliced from 2 exons. Gene Ontology annotation, biological process: complement receptor mediated signaling pathway; inflammatory response; phospholipase C-activating G protein-coupled receptor signaling pathway. Gene Ontology annotation, molecular function: complement receptor activity; G protein-coupled receptor activity.
UUAGAGGGAAGGCAGUAGCCAAGUGAAGCAGCUGGAAUCACACUGAAGUCACUCCGAACUCUGCAGAUCACUUCAUUCCUCCUUCUGCUACAGAGCUCACAUCCCUGAUUUACAGUGUGUUUCAUUCCAAAUAACUGAAAGAGAAAGCAACUGUGCAACAUGACAUUUGAAGAUUUUGAGAACUACUCUUAUUUCUACGACUUGUCUGAGGAAGAUGAAUCACCCCAGUCCUCCCUCAGCAUUGCCCAUAUGAUUUCCCUUUCCUUUUACAGUGUGGCAUUUCUGCUGGGAGUGCCAGGUAAUGCCAUCGUCAUCUGGUUUAUGGGCUUCAAGUGGGAUAAAUCUGUUUCUACACUCUGGUUCCUCAAUCUGGCCAUUGCAGAUUUCAUUUUUGUUCUCUUUCUGCCCCUCUAUAUAACAUAUGUGGCAAUGGGCUUCCACUGGCCUUUUGGGAAGUGGCUGUGCAAAAUGAACUCAUUCAUUGCACUACUUAAUAUGUUUGCCAGUGUUUUCUUCCUGACAUUCAUCAGCCUUGACCGCUACAUCCGCCUAGUCCACCCAGUCUUUUCCUACAAGUAUCGGACUGUAAGGAACACCCUCAUUCUUAGUGGGAUCAUUUGGAUGUCAGCUGCAAUUAUUGGUGGCCCUGCCUUAUACUUUAGAGACACAGCUACAGUUCUCAACGUCACCAUUUGCUACAACAACUUCCAUGUUCAUGACAGAGAACUUAUUUUGCUGACACAUCACAUUCUUAUUUGGGUGAGGCUUGCAUUCGGUUACCUCUUUCCUCUAGUGACCAUGGUCAUUUGCUACUCAUUGCUGAUUGUCAAAGUGAAGAGGAGAACUGUAUUGACUUCCAGCAGGCUUUUCUGGACCAUCAUUGCUGUAGUUGUAGCUUUUUUUGUUUGCUGGACACCAUAUCACAUAUUCAGCAUUGUGGAGCUAUCUGCUCACCACGAUGAAAACUUGCAUGACUUACUGCAGGAUGGCAUUCCCCUCUCCACUGGCCUUGGUUUCAUCAACAGUUGCCUCAAUCCAAUCCUCUACGUUCUGAUUAGCAAAAAGUUCCAGGCCCAGGUCAAGACAACAGUCUCUGAGGUGCUAAAAUUGGCACUGUGGGAGGUGAGCCGCUCGGGAACUGUCAGUGAGCAGCUGUGGAGCUCGGACAACACCCAUGCACCUGUGCACUAUUGUGAAACUGCUCAGUGACUGCUCUUGUCACCAUCCCUCUCUGAAAGAGCUGACAGGAGAUUUCGAGGUGUUCUUGACUUCACAUCUGCCAGUCAGAUGUGCAUCUUUGCAUAUACAGUUUUAUGUAAACAGCUGGCUUAAUUGCACUUGCUGCUUUCCUUGAAAGGUUUUUAAAGGACACAUCAUUUAGGUGUGGUGUACUUGCAAUGCACACACAGCCUGAACUGAAAGUUGUCAGAAUAAGUGGAAUUGCUCUAAUGGGGUUUUUAUCAGGAAUGUUGUUGUAAUCCUGUUGUUUUGUUGUGGUUCCAUAUCUCAUUGCUAUCAAAAGAGCACAUAAUAAAAAUAUUCCUCCUUGCCAUCACUGGUAACACCCUUGAUCAAGGCAUUCUCAUCCAAGCGGUCAUGGCCAUACAUCAAUGGGUCAUGAGUCUCCUGAUUGUCUAGUAUUGCCUUAAGUAGGAAUCACCUGGCUACAUCCCAGCUAAGUGAAGCUAUCAGUGGCUCCACUCUGCAGUUGGAGAAGGAUCCCAAGAAAGAUAACACUGAAUUGCUGCCUUCUUUUGUCAAAAAAGAAAAAUACGGAAAUAAAAUCUGUUUUCUCCCGGUGCUCUUUAUCUUAUACUCAAAACUAAGACAGGAGAUACCAUGUUUUCUGGUCACUUAUUCUUGUGCUUUUGGCACCAUUUGGGUGCAAAAUACUGAGCAGAUGUUUCAUGUAGGUAUUAGGCUCAUUUGAAAUGUGCAAAGAAUUAGUGAAAAUGUUUCUUACAGAAGCUGAGAUUAAAGGCCCUCUGCCACAGUUUUCUUUUUCUAUGUUUAAACUUUCAGGCUCAAAGAGGUUUACAACUAUUGGUUGCUCUUUAUUGCUCUGUCAAAGGUAAAGAAAUAAUAUAACAUUUUGUUUGCCUUAAUGCCAAUCUUCAAAAAAUGGGCAGAGUGAAUUCAACAAUAUUCUGUUACAAGUCUGUAGCCACAUUUGGACUUCUUUGCCAAAUGAGAGGCAAGACAGUACAUCCAGGAAAUGGAGUCCACUCCCGUAAGAAAGGUGAAGUGGUCCCAGUUAUGCUAUAUUCUGUUCUAACUUGUUGCUUGCUGCAGAAUCACACGUGUACCAAUGCAAAUAUAUAUGCUAAGUGGAGUGGACCAAUUUCUGAUGCAAUACCACUUAAAUAAAAAGUUGAAUGUGGGAUAAAACUCCACUAAAAGUAAAAGCAUAAAAGCUUUGGGUAAAUUUCAACUGUUUUUUCCUUGUUAUUGGCCUAGGUAUAUAGAAUAAAGCUACCUUUCAGAUAAUCUACCUAGUUUCUGUGGCCUGCCAACACACAUAAGUAGCGUUUAUACUGUAAUUGAGGCCUUAUAUGUAAAUACAUUUGCUUUGUAUAAGAUAUAUACCUAUAUAUGCAUGCAUGAGCACAUCCAGUAUUGGUAGCUGGACAAAUAGAAACAGUCUGACUGUGGUCUGUAACUGUUUCUUUGGGCUCUGGUUUCAGAGUUUGGGAGAGUCAGGCAGGAUCAGUGGAAUUUCAAUGGGCUGGAAAGUUGGUAAGCAGCACUCUUCCUUUGAGUCAUUUGCUGCCUGGUACAUAGUGACUCAUAAUAUUUUGGCACAGUGCUGCUGAAUGUGCCUAAAUCAAACAUUUUUCAGUUCUUCUUCACAUGUUCCCUGACAUCUUUCUAAGAAUGAUGUAUUAGCACUACUCCCCUGACUGUACUCCAAGUGAAGUAAUAAAAUUUUGUU